AUGACUCCAAUCACGAUGCAGAGCCUUCCAAUGACAUCCCACGGCGGAGAAGAUGCCGUGUCGGAGCCGGCCCCCAUGGCCACCUACUACGACCAGACGCCGCCAAGCGAGGUUGUCGACCCGGAAGAGGACGUGCAGCACCUCCCGCCCAUCUGGCCCGGCCAGGAGCCGACCGUGGCCGUCAUUGGCGUCGGCUACGUCGGCGAGCACCUAGUCCACGCCUUUGCCGACCGCGGCCGCCGCGUCAUCGGCUUUGACGUGUCCGCCGCGCGCAUCGCCACGCUGCAGCGCUCCUCGACCGACACCGGCGCCGCCGUCUUCACCAGCAAGCCCAGCGACCUCGCCCCGGCCACGCACUUCCUCAUCGCCGUGCCGACGCUGCUCCUGCCCGACCUCCAGGUCGACUCGUCCUACCUCCGGCAAGCGCUGGCCGUCGUUGCGCGGCACGCCCGCCGCGGAAGCACCGUCGUCAUCGAGAGCUCCGUCGCCGUGGGCAUGACGCGCGCCCUGCUUGGGCCACUGGCCGCCGAACGGGGCUUCUUCGCCGGCAUGUCCCCGGAGCGCGUUGACCCAGGGAGGAGCGAGCCACCGGCGCGGGCCAUCCCCAAGGUCGUCGCGGGGCUCGACGACGUGGUGCCGGGCUCGGGCGAUGCCAUCGCGGCGCUCUACGAGGUCGCGUUUGACAGCGUCGUGCGCGUGUCCCGCCCCGAGGUGGCCGAGAUGAUGAAGCUCUACGAGAACUGCCAGCGCAUGGUCUGCAUCGCCUACGCCAACGAGAUGGCCGACGCCUGUGCCAGCCACGGCAUCGACCCGUUCGAGGUCUGCCGCGCCGCCGCCACCAAGCCCUUUGGCUACCUGCCCUUUGCCCCGAGUCUCGGCGUCGGCGGCCACUGCAUCCCCGUGAACCCCUUUUAUCUGUUUUCCACAGACGAGUUUCCGCUGCUGCAGAGCGCCACGGACAGGAUGCGCGCGCGGCCGGCGCUCCAGGCCCGCCGCAUCCUCGACACUGUGACAAGGCACACCAGCCACCACCGCCACCACCGCCCCAGAGUGCUGGUAGUGGGCAUGGGCUUCAAGGCGGGACAGGCACAUCUAGCCAACUCGCCAGGCCUUGCGUUGGCUAGGAGUCUGGUUGUGUCGGGUCAGGUCGAGGUGGCGUGGGCGGAUCCUCUGGUGACGCAGGAGAGUGUGCCGCAGAUAGCACGCCUGGCAGAGGAGAGUUGGACGGCGGGGUUUCUCAAGGAAAACUUUGAAUACAUUGUUGCAGCUGUACGCCAAAUGGGUUUAGACUUUGCAGUGUUGAAAAGUUUACCGCCCAAUAUGGUAGAAUGGUGGUUCGCAUAG
Cordyceps militaris CM01 is the source of this 1344-nucleotide messenger RNA. RefSeq names its product UDP-glucose dehydrogenase/UDP-mannac dehydrogenase, putative. Gene Ontology annotation, molecular function: oxidoreductase activity, acting on the CH-CH group of donors, NAD or NADP as acceptor; oxidoreductase activity, acting on the CH-OH group of donors, NAD or NADP as acceptor; NAD binding. The record is from RefSeq and is a predicted model, not a curated record. Gene Ontology annotation, biological process: polysaccharide biosynthetic process. Lineage: Eukaryota; Fungi; Ascomycota; Sordariomycetes; Hypocreales; Cordycipitaceae. The transcript has a single exon. Bases 1 to 1344 code for a protein of 447 amino acids.